Messenger RNA from Pelobates cultripes (western spadefoot toad), 13360 nucleotides. The record is from the annotation of a GenBank genome assembly. Lineage: Eukaryota; Metazoa; Chordata; Amphibia; Anura; Pelobatidae.
CUCAAUUAAAAAAAGGAAUAAUUAUAUCAGCUAAAUUAAACAUAUAUUAUUAAUGCUUAUCUUAUUUUUUUAGGUGAAUCUUUUUUUUCUGUUAAAUAUUGUACGUGUUCUCAUAACAAAACUGAAGGUCACCCAUCAAGCAGAAUCAAAUCUCUACAUGAAAGCUGUUCGAGCAACCCUCAUUCUCGUUCCUCUUUUUGGGAUUGAGUUUAUAUUGUUUCCAUGGAGACCAGAGGGGCGGAUUGCCGAAGAAGUGUACAACUAUGUUAUGCAUAUCCUCGUGCAUUAUCAGGUUGAUUCUAUAUUUUAUUUUCAGUAGGCAAAUGCAUGCAUUUGUUUUUAUUUUACAAGUAAGCACUCACAAUAUACUGGAGAAUGCAGAAAUUGAUGAAGGUUAAUUCAAAUUGCUGGUGGCAGCCAAACACAAUCCUUUUUUGAAUCUUUGCAUUUACCAGCUGCUAGCCAUUACUAGUGGCAUGUAUUGCAUCAUUGGAACACUCAUUAUGCCCAAACCUGUCACCAUCCCAUUUUUAUAAAAGCAAGAGGUAUCUCUAUUUUGACUUCUAAGUUUACCAAGAAUUCUACAUAACUGCUGAGAAAACGGGCACCACACUGAAAUGCACUGCUUGGAGGAAAAUAACUGUCUUUGCUCACAGAUAUUUUUUUUCUCAGUGAAAUCAUCAAUAGAAGUAUUGUAAACUAGAGAACUUUAGUAUAUGCUAUAGCAUAAUAUGUUAAUGCUUGGUGAGUACUCCACUUUAGGUUUAACAUACCACUUAUUAGUAACCAAAUUAAGGUUGAAACGUAUAUACCAUUACAUUUGCAUUUCAGUGGCUAGAAGUUAAAUGCUAAAUGCUGUUAGUAGGAAAGGAAAACUAGUUUUAAAAUAGAUCAAAAAGCUAAAUCUGACUAAAAUAUCAAUCUUAAAGGUACACUAUAGUCAUCAGAACAACUACAGCUUAUUGAAUUUGUUCUUGUGAGUAGAAUCAUUACCUUCAGGCUUUUUGCUGUAAAUACUGUCUUUUCAGAGAAAAUGCAGUGUUUACAUUACAACCUAGUGAUAACUUCACUGGCCACUCCUCAGAUGGCUGUUAGAGAUCCUUCCUGGGUCAUGGCUGCCUAAAAUGCAUCCAACUAUUCAGUGUCUCCUCCCUCUGCAUGCAGACACUGAACUUUCCUCAGAUGAGAUUCAUUGAUUCAAUUAAUCUCUAUGAGGAGAUGCUGAUUGGCCAGGGCUGUGUUUGAAUCAUGCUGGCUCUGCCCCUGAUCUGCCUCUAUGUCAGUCUCAGCAAGUCCUAUGGGGAAGGAUUGUGAUUGGAUCAGACUACCACUUCUGCUGAUGUCAGCAGGCAGUGGGCAGGUCUAAAGGAAAGAGGGACAAAGUAAGCAGCUCCAGACUUGAUUACAAGUAAGACUUUACUAUAUUUAGGGAGGCAUGAGGGGACCAGGGUGGCUAGAUGGUGGUUUUAACCCUAUAAGGUCAGUAAUACAUGUUUGUGUUCCUGACCCUUUAGUGCUCCUUUAAAGUCUUGUCUAGGUUACAAAGUGCAUAUUUUCAAUGCAUUUAAAAAAUAUGCAUUAGAAACAAGGAAAUACAGGGCGCCAAAAUCACCAGAUAAAUAAACGAGGAUAAUAAUAAAAUGAAUGAGGAUAAUACUGUUUAUUUAAUAAUGUGCACCAACACUGUGCAAACAAUAAAAAAAUAUAUCUACAUAAAAAGCCUAAAUAGGCUAAAGACCCAUAGGUAUAGCAGCUCUACAUAACAUGAAAAAGUGCUAAAUGCUAAAGUGCAGACAGUGAAAUAAAGUGGCAGAGUGCAACUCCCAUCACUUCAAGCUGGUAUACAUAGAUAAUGUCCACAACUGGUCACGUAGGCAAAAGUCAUGUAAAACAGAAACUGCUGAUACCAAAGUGGAAGGGUCCUCAGUGCUGCUCAACGAGUUUCGUCCUUUAGACUUCAUCAGGAGCUUCUUAAUCUUCUCACGCUCUUCUCUCUUUUAAAUCUGCCGGUCUGCCGGUUCUUUCGUGACUGAACAAGCUAUUUUUAUUUUGGAUCUUAUUAGGUUCAUUUUAUUUCAUAAUUAUUUUUGGUUUGAAGGGUCUUAUUACCUCCAAACAUGUGGAACAGCGAUGGGCACCAGGUUCGCACCAAGUUAUGCCAACAUUUUUGUGGCAGAUUGGGAGUGGAAUAAUAUAUGGCAUAAUAAUCCGUUUGGUGCGAACCUGGUGCAAUGGAAUCGUUAUAUAGACGAUGUUCUUUUUAUCUGGAAAGGGAAUAGAAGUUGCCUUGAUGAGUUUUUAAUGUAUAUCAAUUCUAAUGGUUAUGGUCUUAAAUUUACAUCAGAUAUUAAUGAAAUAUCUAUUAAUUUCUUAGAUCUCACCUUAUUUAUAAAAGAAGGAAAAGUUUUCAGUAAAACCUUUUUUAAACCUACGGAUGGUAUUGGUUUUAUUGAGUUCUCCAGCUGUCAUCAUCGUAAUUGGUUAACCAAUAUCCCCAAAGGACAGCACAUGAGAAUCUUCAGAAACUGUACGGAAAAGGACUUAAUUGAGAAAACGAUCCGUAAAAACUGGCCUAUUUUAUUACAAGAUAGAUUUUUAAAGAACAUUUUACCUAAGAGACCUAAGAUAUUAUAUAAGAGGCCUAAUAACCUUAGGAGUAUUUUAGCCCCUAGCAUUUUACCUAAGAAGGAGGUUGAUAAAAGUGGUAUUAAUUUUUUAUCUGAAAAAAACCUAAAGGUUUUUUUAAAUGUGGGAGAUGUACUACAUGUAAGUUUCAGAAAAAUAAGGUAACAGAAUUUUGUAGUUCAGUAACCAAGGAAACUUUUCAGAUCAAGCACUUUAUCAAUUGUCAAAGUCAAUUUGUUGUUUAUAUGUUACAAUGUAAAUGUGGCGUCCAGUAUAUAGGACGCACAAUUAGGAAACUUCAUAUAAGACUACUUAAACAUUUUAAUGGUAUUAAAAAUAAGAAUACGAAACAUAGUGUUCCCAGACAUUGUAACGAAUGCAGUGAUUUUGAUUUUAAGGAUUUUAUGUGUAUAGGGAUUGAUAAAGUUAUACCACAUUGGAGAGGGGGUGAUACAGAAAAGAUGCUAGCAAAAAGGGAAACUGAAUGGAUAUAUAAAAUGAAAUCCUCUGUUCCCUUAGGUCUCAAUACAGAUUUGGAUAUUUUAUCUUUUAUUGAUUAAGUUAUUUAUAUUUAUCCUUUUAUGUUUUUUAAAAAAUGUUUUAAAAAAUAAAAUAUUUUAUAAAAUAUUUUAUAAAAUAAAUAAUAUAUGAAUAUGGACAUUUUUCUAGAUUUAUUUAUGGUCUCCUUAUGAAAUGUUUUUUAAAUAAUGUUUUUUAAAUGUUUUUAGAUUUAUAUAUGUUUGACGCUGAAUAUUUUUCCCUCUGUUUUUUAUGUUAUUUAAGAUUCAUUAUAGAUGUCCCCAUCUUAUUUAUCUAUAUAUAUCCAUUUAUUUUUAUGGACAUAUCUUUUUAUGGAUGUAUUAUCUGUCUCUUUAUUGUCAUUAUCAUUAUUAUGAUCUUGGAUUACCUACAUAUAUUGUAUUCAUUUUAUUCAUGUUAAAAAUGAGUAUUCAUUUUAUUCAUGUUAUAAAUGUGCUUCUAGUGUUUUUUAUUCCCUUCCUGUUUGUAAUAGAUAUAUCUUUAAAUAGAUUUUAGAUAUAUCAUCAUUUUUCCUAUUUGUGCCAUCAUUUUUCCUAUUUGUGCACCUUUUUUAUAUUCACAAUUUUUGCUUAUAAUAAUAAUUUUUGUUUUUAAUAUAUUCCUUUUUUAAUGUAUUUUCUCUUCCCCAUGAAGCCACAUUUAUAUAUCGAAUCAGCCGACAGUCUUAGCGUGAAUUAUGAACGUUCUUGCUGUAGGACGUUCAGUUGCUACUGUGCACAUAGAACAAUAAAGAUUAUUUGCGUUCCAGCGUGGCCGCCCAUGCGCAGAACAUUCACGCGUGCGUCAUGACGUAUGACGGUGCGCGUGACGGGCGCAUGCGCAGUCACGAAAGAACCGGCAGAUUUAAAAGAGAGAAGAGCGUGAGACGAUUAAGAAGCUCCUGACGAAGUCUAAAGGACGAAACGCGUUGAGCAGCACUGAGGACCCUUCCACUUUGGUAUCAGCAGUUUCUGUUUUACCUGACUUUUGCCUACGUGACCAGUUGUGGACAUUAUCUAUGUAUACCAGCUUGAAGUGAUGGGAGUUGCACUCUGCCACUUUAUUUCACUGUCUGCACUUUAGCAUUUAGCACUUUUUCAUGUUAUUUAGAGCUGCUAUACCUAUGGGUCUUUAGCCUAUUUAGGCUUUUUAUGUAGAUAUAUUUUUUUAUUGUUUGCACAGUGUUGGUGCACAUUAUUAAAUAAACAGUAUUAUCCUCAUUCAUUUUAUUAUUAUCCUCGUUUAUUUAUCUGGUGAUUUUGGCGCCCUGUAUUUCCUUGUUUCUACUGUAUGUUUUAAGGUUUGAGUGACCUUUUACAGUGGCUUGCCUUCAUCCAGAUAUCACUACACUUCACCCAACCCUAUACUUGUUCCAAAAAAUAUGCAUUUGCUCAUUUUCAAAAAAGAAUUUCCUGGGCUGAUCUCUAUAGGCUUUGAUUGUGUCUGCAAUCAGUCUUCUUGUAAUAUACUUAUUUUAUCUCACAUGGGAAGCUGCUGGCAGGGAGUAAUGCUUUAUGUUGGCAGUCGCUGGCAAUUAACAGAGCUAUGAAUGCUGUGUUAAUAUGGUCUCCCCCUACAAUUCCUAAAUUAAUCACUAUUACUGAUGUUUGGUGUGUGAAAUUUAAAUAUAUUGAUAUAUAUUUUCAGGAGUUGUAGGAAGGCUGUGUUAUUUGUCAGCAAGAGUAGGUAUGGCUAGAGCUACAGAAAAAAAGGUAAUUUAAAGAGAUACCCUAAGACUCCAAACCACUCCAUGUUAAUGAAGCGAAUUUAGUGCAUAGACCCUGUUUCUAUUCUCUGGCAAUAAAAUAAAUUGCCAUUUCAGAGAACCAACUAUGUAUACAUUUGCCAUAGGACACACUUCUGCUGGCUGUCAGACUGACUAAAAGCACUUCAUCAUGAAGACCUUUGAAAACCACAUGGUGAUGCUCAAUGUUGUUUAUGCUUCUAAUAGAGUAGUGAUGUAGUGAUGGAGCACAAUAAUUGGCAUGCAUGCACGAUAUAACCACAAUGCUCAUUGAGUCUUGGAUUGAACAAAGCCUUGGUUGAUAAUUUCACAGAAGGCUGUAGAGAGCAAACUGUCAUGGUGCUAUAUUAAUUGUAUAUCUUAUAGAGAUAUUUCUUUUUCUUAUGAGCAGGGGCCCUUAAACCCUUUUAAAAAAAUCUACAGGAGCAUAAUGUUAUAUUAUUUUACUUUUUUUUUUAAUUAGUGUGCUUUUUUAAUAAAAUAAUUUGGUGAACUAAAUAAUUAGCAACCCGACAUUUGUGGAAUCAGCUUAAAACAUAAUGGGUGAGAUUUAUAAGUGUCACCAAGACUUUUAGGUCUUAUCUUCAGCAAAUGUUUUAUUUAUGUAUUUUUUAUUGAAAUUGUUUUCAGUCUGUUAUUUUUUGCAUAAUUUUUUUAAUAUAUGCCAUCUUUUUAAGUAACACAACUGAUUUAUCAGUCUUAAAAACCACUUUUUUUUUUCUAAAAGAAAAGUAUUAUAUUCAACUUCUCUUUUUCCUACAACUCUAAUUGUGUAUGUCUUCUGAAAUUGGAAUUUCUGUAAAAUGUAGAGUUUAUGAUCACAUUUAGUUAAAAAUAAGGACGUAGUUUAACCAUAAUUUUGCAGAACACACUGAUACAUAUUACCCACUAUGUUCUAAAAAUAAGGUGUCAGUUAUUGUUAAUCAAAUGCCUUGUGCGUGUAUAUUCUAACUUCAUUUAACUCUUCUUUUUACAGGGAUUGUUGGUGGCUACAAUUUUCUGCUUUUUUAAUGGGGAGGUAAUUAUGAAAUCUCUACAAUUAUUUAUUGUAGCUAUAGAUUUGGUAUCUACACAGGAAUAUAGUACAUUAUGUAAUAAUUGAGGGAUACAUAUCUUACCUGGGAAUGCUACUGUUUUACUCUAGAUCUAGUAGAUUUUAUAGCUCAUUACUGGGUUUCUGGACAGUAGUUUAUUCUUUGAACAUGAAGAGUAUAAUGUGAGUUUUAAACCUUAUAGAAAGGUUGACAGGGUGCUAUAUUUUCUAGGAAAUAUAUCAUAUAAAUCAUAUUUGGUGGCAGAAGUAGGUAGCAUUUAUAUGCCAACAUAAAAAUGAAAUUGAAUACAAUCAGAUAGACAGAUGGAUAGAGGGACAGACAGGCAGGUAGAGGGAUACAGUUAUGAGAAAAAUAAUGUACACCCUCUUUGAAUUCUAUGGUUUAACAUAUCAGGACAUAAUUACAAUCAUAUGUUGCUUAGCAGGUCUCAAAAUUAGAUAAAUACAACCUCAGAUGAACAACACAUGACAUAUUACACUAUGUCAUGAUUUAUCUAACAACAAUAAAGCCAAAAUGGACUUCCUACUGAUAUAUUACUUUACCUGUAGAAAACUGGUUUAAUGUAUGCUCCUUAAGUAGGACUGGGAUUGCUAUGAAAGGCCCCCCCCCAAUAACACACUGGGUUGAUCAACAUUGCAGCAUAUUUUGUUAAAUUUAUUUAAGGAAUAAUACAAAAUGUUGAAAAGAAUGUUGGAAAUAUUUGAAAAACCAUGCAUCAGUUGCUGUAUUAUUUAAAAGGGACACUGUAGUCACCGGAACAACUCCAGCUUAAUGUAGUUGUCCUGGUGAGUAUAGUCAUUUUCAGAGAAAAGGCAGUGUUUACAUUACAGCCUAGGGACAUUUCCAGUGGCCAAUCCUCAAAUGGCUACUAGAGGUGCUUCACGUGGCAGUGUUACACAGUGACAUUCAGUGUCUGAGAGAGAGACUGAAAUUUCCUCAUUGAUUCAAUGCAUCUCUAUGAGGAGAUGCUGAUUGGCCAGGGUGGUUGUUUACUGCCCCCCUGACCUAUCUCCUUGGCAAUUUCGAUCAAUCCAAUGCUUUCCUGUGGGAAAGCAUUGUGAUUGGCUCAGAUCAUCACUUCUGAUGAUGUCAUCCAAGGAGGCAGAUCAAAGGCAGAGCCAGCACCAGCAGACUGGAAAAAUGUAAGAUUUUACUAUAUUUAGAAGGGCAAGUGGGGGAGCAGGGAGGCUUUAGUGUUUUUAACACUAUAGGGUCAUUAAUACACAUUUGUGUUCCUGACCCUACAGGGUUCCUUCAGUUCAUUUCUACUUAUUCAUCUUAACAUUGUGUCAGGUGUUGUGUCUCUAGAGAAUUACUUUUCUUUUAUUUUCUUUCGAAAAUAAAUAUAUUUGUAUAGGGAGUUUCACACUGCAUGCAUGUAUAUAGCCGAGCACAAGAGGGUUUACAUUAUAUACAGAUUCAUGAUCAAUACUGGUAAUUAACAAUUCAUUAGAAUUACUUUUUCUAACAACCAGUUAGUAUUUUUGAACAGAACAUCUCCAGUGUACCAGUAAUUUAUUCACAAAGUGCUUAGAACGUCAUAACUAUAAUUUUAUAUUUUGUUUUUCACACCACAGGUACAAGGAGUCUUAAAAAGACAAUGGAAUCAGUACAAAAUUCAGUUUGGAAUUAGUUUAGCUCAUUCAGAAGGUCUUCGUUCUGCUUCCUACACAGUGUCUUCUAUCAGUGAGGUCCAGGGUACCACGUAUGUGGCUGAUUAUAGCAGUGAACAUUCAAAUGGGAAAAACUGCCAUGAUAUGGAAAAUGUUUUUAAAUCAGAGAAGUCAUACAUGUAAAAUAUGUUAUCACUGCUUUUUAUAUAAAUAGAUCUUUAUUGUCUAUUUGCAGUGUGUGUGUGUGUGUGUACACAAUUUGUUCUAUCCCACAUAGAAGAAAGUAUAUUUAAAAUAUAUUUUAAAACAUUUAUUUGAAAUAUAAAUUAUAUUUGUGACUGUAUUUCUGAAUAUAUGUUUUAAAUAUAUUGCAGCAGCCAUGAAUAUCUUUCAAAGUGUAUUUUGGAAGACGUUCUGAAAUAUACAUCGAAAAUAUUCUAGGGUAUAUCUUAAGAGUACUUCAAAAUGCAUGUAGAAAUAUAUUUCCAAAUAUGCAGUAUACCUGGCAGACAAAUUAAAGAAUAUAUUUCCAUGAUAUUUUGAAAUGCCCUUUCAAUAUAUUGCCAUAAAACCAGCCAAUAUUUCUACUGGUUGUCAAAAUAUAUUUCCAAUGCAUUCGAAAGAAUUUGCUGGUUGUGAAAAAACACUUGUUUUCCUGGCACUAUAGUGCCCUGAGGGUGCCCCCACCCUCAGGGUCCCACUCCCGCCUGGCUCUGGGGAGAGGAAAGGGUUAAAACUUACCUUUUUUCCAGCGCCGGGCAGGGAGCUCUCCUCCUCCUCUCCGCCUCCGAUCCUCCUCUUCGGCUGAAUGCGCAUGCACGGCAGGAGCUGCGCGCGCAUUCAGCCGGUCUCAUAGGAAAGCAUUUACAAUGCUUUCCUAUGGACGCUUGCGUGUUCUCACUGUGAUUUUCACAGUGAAAAGCACGCAAGCGCCUCUAGCGGCUGUCAAUGAGACAGCCACUAGAGGAUUUGGAGGCUGGAUUAACCCUAACAUAAACAUAGCAGUUUCUCUGAAACUGCUAUGUUUAUAAAAAAAAAAAGGUUAAUCCUAGAGGGACCUGGCACCCAGACAAGUUCAUUAAGCUGAAGUGGUCUGGGUGCCUAGAGUGGUCCUUUAAUAGCAUUGUACAAUUUAUGUUUGUGAUUAUGCUGAGGUCUUGACUGAUGUUUCCUACAAUUGGCCAUAUUUAAACUCAGCAAUGCUUCUGUUUACUGCGUCACUUAUGAUGCCUUUUGAAGUUCCAGGAACCUUCUCCAGAGUAGGUGCUUUUAAAAGUUAAUGAAAAGUAUUGAAUUUAUGAGAUUUUUGUUAUGAACCAAUACCUCUGUAACAGGUGCAACAAAAUAAAUUAAACAAACAAUAUCAGACAGUUAUAAAUACAUUCAAAUAUUGUAGGCCUAUAAAAUCAGUAUUAAACCAGCAUCUUGCCUACAACAAGCUUCAUUGUGCAAAGUACAACCAGAUUAAACAAACUACUUUACUUUGGUACAACUGUCAAAACUGGCUCAUACAAACAUACAAAAGUAAGCCCUGCGCUCAAACUCCCAUUACACCCGGGUGACAGCAAUAUAGUACACAUCAGCCCAAAUACAUACAAUAAAAACCAAAGAAAAACUUGCGCACUAUCCCAAAUCCCUAUGUACAUUUAAAUAACUGGAGUUAUUUUAAUAUCACUCCAAUGGCCAUUAAAGUGUAAGCUCAUCUGCCACGUCAAGGCAAAACCUCUAAAGGUGAGUCCUACAACAAUUAAGUUAACUAACCAACUAAAUAUGUCAUGUGUGUGUGUGUGUGUAUAUAUAUAUAUAUGUAUAUUUGUAUAUAUAUAUAUAUAUAUUUCUUUUCUAAAUAUAUUUAAAAUGUAUUUCUCUUCUAUAUGGGGUGAGCUUCCUGCGUACCUUCAGAGAUGUCCUACAGUAGAGCUUUCCUUUUGUUUAGCCACUUUGGAUUGUAUUCUUUCUACACUUGGGUCAAUGACAACAUACAUCUGGGGAAAUUGUCAUAUGAGUGUCUGCUUUCUUUCAAUAUAUGGUUUGGAAUGAUGGUAAUGUCAUGUUGUAACAUUUAUUUCAGGAACCGUUAUUGUGAUAUUUGAAUUAUUCUUGUCAAGUGCCAUUUCUCAAUAAAGUAUUUUAACAGUGUGGUGGUCAUAUUAGCUAAGGUACGUUAAAAAAAUAUAAUAAUCUCACCUUACAGCAUGAGAAAACAAAGCAAGAUACACAAUAGUAAGACUGAUGAGGAACAACGUGUGUGUGUGUGUGUGUGUAUGUAUGUAUGUAUAUAUAUAUAUAUAUAUAUAUAUAGUGUUCAAGUAGAGAUUGUAGCCGUAUUAGUCCAGUGAUGUAGAUGUAAAAACAGAUAAAACACGUAUCUUGUAUACCUUUUUUAUUGGACUAACAGAAUUUUUUAAUGACAAGCUUUCGGGAGAACCUCCCUUUCUCAAGUCUGAAGCAUUUCUGAGCAAGACGACACAUAGAAUUAAAGUUGAGUUGUGAUACAGGGGUUAAAGCGACAUGAGUCCAGAUAAGACACAGGUUUGUUAGAAAAUAGACACCAUUUUUGCAGAGGGUCAUAAAUAUCUUUCUGAAGAGCAGAGUGAGGGGGGGAGAGGGAGAAGAAAAACAAACAAGCAGAUAGUGCAGAAGAUGGUACACUUUAUACAUACACACAUAGGCGUGCGCAGCCUAUUGUAUAAGGGUGUGCACCCUAAAGCAGAAAUACACACACAUAUAUAUAUAUAUAUAUAUAUAUAUAUACACACACACACACACUGCUGUGUGUGAGGGUGCUGUGUGUGUGUGUGUGUGUGAAGGUGCUGUUAGUGUGUGUGUAUGUGUAAGGGUGCUGUUAGUGUGUGUGCGUGAGGGUGCUGUUAGCGUGUGCUGUGUGUGUGUGAGGGUGCUGCUAGUGUGUGUAUGUUUAAAGGUGCUGUUAGUGUGUGUAUGUGUAAGGGUGCUGUUAGUGUGUGCUGUGUGUGUGAGGGUGCUGUGUGUGUAAGGGUGCUGUUAGUGUGUGCUGGGUGCUUUGUGUGUAAGGGUGUUGUUAGUGUGAGGGUGCUGUUAGUGUGUGUGUGUGUGUAAGGGUGAUGUAUGUGUUUGCUGUGUUAGUGUGUAAUGUGUGGGGUGUGGGGGCCGUUUAGUUAAUAUCCCUUCUUACCUUAUGUAGGGAGGGGGGACCGUGCUGCUGCCAUCCCUGGUGGGCCAGUGGAGAGUGAACUCUAGCCCCCUGUGGGCUAGAGUUAACCCUCCGACCACGCGAGAGGAACCUGGCGGAGCUGCUGGCAAGAGCUCCCCGAGUCCUCUCCUGCCUCCCUCACUUCCUGUGGGUCGGCAGCGGCCCACGGAGGGAGGCACAUAGCACGUACUGCGGGGAUUAGGGUGUGCCUAGGCACACCCGGCACACCCCGUGCGCACGCCUAUGCAUACACACACACACAUAAAUAUGUAUAUGCGAACGCAUAAACACAUGUACAUAUACAUAAUCACAUAUACAUACAUUUACAUGAACUCAUAUACACAAAUAUAAAUGCACAGUCAUAUAUAUAAGCAUACAUGCAUAAGAGUAUGGGAAAGCAUAGGUCUAUACAUAGUACUUUAUAUAUUUAUAGAAUAAACACAUUGGAAUGCGUUUUAAAGUGUUGAUACAUAUGACAGAACAGUAAGAUAUUGUGGGGGAGUGUUCAUGUAAAGUGUUGGUAGUGGGACAGGAAACCCAAAUCAAUAGUUAGUCCUCUAUUCUUGCUGUUAAACCAUUUGAUCAUUCUGGCUUCAAAUGUUUUUCUUUCUUGGGUAUUUUUAAAACCCCCUUUCAGUUCUUUGAUUUUUAGGUCCUUCAGUGAGUGGCCAGGCUGGGUAAAGUGGUGUCCCACAGGAGUGCAGUGGGAUUCUUCUUUAUGGUGUUUAAUGGAGUGUCUGUGCAUAUUCAUUCUGCCAUUUAAUGGCUGGGUGGUUUCCCCAAUGUAGCAUCCUAGGUGGCAUUUGGUGCAUUGAAUCAUGUAUACCACAUUGCUGGAUGUGCAGGAGUAUGAACCUUUAAUGCUGUAUGUUUUAUUGUUGUGUGUGGCUGUGUUGUCUGUGCAUAUGUGCUGACACAGUUUGCAGUGAGGUUUUUUGCUUUGACUGGUCCAAUUUUCUUUAUUCUUACCAUCAGUGGGCAGCUUCCUGUUGAUUAAUUUUUGUUGGAGGUUUGGUGGUUGUCUGAAGGCCAAAAUGGGUGUUUCAGGGAAAAUGUUUUUCAGAGUCUCAUCUUCUGUUAACAUUGGUUGUAGGUCUUUGAUGAUUUUCCAUAUUUCCUCAAGAGCUGGGUUUUAGAUGACCACAAGUGGCACUUGUGUAGAUAUUUUUUUCUCUCUGUACUGUAGCAGGCGCGUGCGUGGAGUUUUUACAGCAGAGUUGAUUUUUAGCCUUUCUGUCUCAUAGAUUGGGAGAGUACAUUUAGAUGGGAAUUACGGUCAUUAGGAUCAGGGCAUAUGCGAUGGUACCUAGUGGCUUGGCUGUAGAUGAUGCCCUGCUUAGUAUGGGAGGGGUGGAAGCAACUUCUGUAGGUAACUGCACCUGUCUGUGGGUUUUCUGUAAACCGAGGUGUGGAUUGUGCCAUUGUUACAUGUCACAGUGGUGUCCAGAAAAUUCACAGAUCUAGUGAAAUAUUCCAUUUUUAGUUUGAUUGAUGGAUGGAAUGUGUUGAAAGAGUCAUGGAACUGUAUCAGUUUUUCUUCGUUUUCAGUCCAAAUUAUGAAAAUAUCAUCGAUAUAGCGAUAAUAUUUGUAUGGUUUGGUGUGCUCUAUUUCUAGGAAUCGCUGUUCAAGAUCUGCAAUCUUAGUACCCAUAGAAGUGCCCGUGAUUUGUAGGUAAACCUCAUUGUUAAAACUGAAGUAGUCCCCACCUACUUCUGAGACACUUAGUGGGGCCUAGGAUAGUCGAAGUCAGAGGGGUAACACACUCCUGGUGAAACUAACGCUAUGCAGCUCUGCUUGGACCCCCACCCCUCCAUCCCACCCUCCAAGUUUACCUUAAACUAUCUCACCCCAUCUCCUCAGAUCUUUGAGGACGCUUUUCCUUUUUCUGAUUCCAAUCUUUUGAACUAUCUUUUCUUUUUUAUAUAACUGUAAGAUCGUGCAUAACAGGGCGACAAAAAGGGUCACAGUGAAGCAAGUGUGUGUAUGUGUGUGUGUGUAUAUAUAUAUAUAUAUAUAUAUAUAUAUGUAUACAUACAUACAUACACACUACCCUUAAUGGUUUUAUGGGCAAGCAACUGCACGGUACUUGCAUGUUUUUAUCCACUACUAAAAAAAAAAAAAAAAAAACAAGCGGGAUAUCUUGAGAUAAUUAAAGAAGUGAUCUAACACCUAGGGAAAUACAGGCAAAAACACAUUUCACGAUCUCAAAAACUGUAAGUUGUACAAAUUGAACUUUGCAUUCCUGUUGAUGAUGUUAAAAGCCAAAAAUAUGGCGUAUAUGCCUAUGUGUAAUUGUUUUUAAAAUGGUUAUGUGUAAUAUGUAUAAGAUGUCCUGUUUUGGAAUAAAUAAAGAAUUUAAAAAAAAAACUAAAAAAAAAACCUGAAGUAGUUAUGUGUGAGGAUAAAUAGUGCCAGUUCUGUGAUAAUUCGGGGGCUGUAUUUUUGGUUGUCAGCAUAAGAGAGGAAAUGGAAGCUAGCAUUGAUGCCAUCUGUUUGUGGAAUGUUGCUGUACAGAGAUUCCACAUCCAUGGUUACAAGGAUGGUGUUAACAGGGAGAUUGGUGAUUUGGCUGAGUUUGUUGAGGAAGUCGGUUGUGUCUUUUAUGAAGCUGUUGGUGACUAGAGGUUUUAG